This is a messenger RNA of Neohortaea acidophila, 1709 nucleotides long. RefSeq lists its product as uncharacterized. Gene Ontology annotation, molecular function: cysteine-type deubiquitinase activity; cysteine-type endopeptidase activity. The record is from RefSeq and is a predicted model, not a curated record. Gene Ontology annotation, biological process: protein deubiquitination. Gene Ontology annotation, cellular component: nucleus; cytosol. The transcript has a single exon. NCBI's taxonomy places the organism in Eukaryota, Fungi, Ascomycota, Dothideomycetes, Mycosphaerellales, Teratosphaeriaceae. The coding region runs from base 47 to 1639 and encodes 530 amino acids.
CUUCGCACACAUUCCGCCCCCUGAUAUCAGUAAUAUUUCAUCAAUCAUGGUCCUCGAUCCCAACGUCGCACAGACAAAAGCAUUCUUUCAGAAGCUCGGCGACGAAAUCCUCCAAAACAACGAGGAUGGCCCGCCCCUUCACAUCACCAUCACCAAAGGCGACAUCCUGAAAGCCAACAUCCGCAUCGGCAGACCACAGUCCGACCCUGUUGAUGAAUCAGAUGGCUCCGAGAAAGAUGGCACGGACGAGGCUGAUAGCGAUGAACAAGGCGCCACUGACGCCGUCGGGAAGGAUCAGGAGAACGGCGGCAAGAAACCCAAGAAGGCGAAGAAGAAGACAAAAAAGCGCCAAAAAGCCCCACCCGCUCGAGACUUUCACAUGAAAGUGACCACCGGGCGUGUCAGCAAGAGAUUCGACAGACCGACCCAAGCCCACCCGCCGCGAGGCCUGAAGAACUUUGGCAACACGUGCUAUCAGAACGCCUUGUAUCAAUGCCUCAUUCACCUUCCGGAGUUCAACGAGUAUAUACUCAAUCACAGCUGCAACGAGAAAACAGACCCGUGCGUCGCCUGUGCCUUGCGCUCCCUCGUGACCGCCUAUUGGCAUGGGAACGGCCUCAGAGGCAUGACCGGGCCGGAAACACAGGCCAAGGAUUUGUACGAGGCCGUCAGAACGGCCCUUCCACAGGAGACCGCGGCAAACGCCAAACUACUCGGCAAGGUUCGCCCGAACAAGGAGCAGGCGUUGGAAAAGAGUCGGCUUGCUGGCUUACCCGAUGCGCUGUUUCACGUAGACAUGUGGAACAGAAGGCAAUGCGACCCCUUCGAGUUCUUCCAACACCUCCUACGCGAGCUCGACAAUUCAGAGCUCGACCCCGUUGCCUCCACCUUCAACACCGCCCUCAACAUCACCGGCAACCGAGUGUGGACCUGCGACGACUGCAAAACCGUCACUUCCACCGCCAUCCAGUCCUCAGAAAUGGGCCACGGAAUCGGCAUAGCCGUCAACCUGCGCCAACCCAAGCCCAACCUUGACCUCACCGCGUACCUGCGCGGCAACGCUUUCGUGGACCCCGACGAGCUCACCAUCCGCUGCGAGAGCGCGUACUGCAGCGAGCAUUUCCCCAAGUACGAUCCGAAGGAAAUGCACCUGCCCGAGAAGGAGAGGAAAGUGAACGAAGGCAAGCCGCGCAAGCGCACCAAAGUCGUUACCCACUUUCCGGAAGUGCUCGUUAUCCGCCUGCAGCGGUACGAGUUGGAGAAGAACACGCGCAAAGGCACGCAGGAGGAAGUGAAAGUGUCGAACCACGUGGACUUCGACGAGUACAUCAACCUCGGCGAGUUUGCGCCGGCUCCUGCUGGUGACGACGACGACAAGGACGAGGAACAGGAGCCCGUCAUGUAUAAGUUGCAGGGCGUUGUUGCUCAUUACGGCGACACGCUGAAGGCUGGACAUUAUGUUGCUGCUGUUCGGCACGCGGACGGGCGCAACUUUUCGAUUGUGAAUGAUGACAAGAGCGUCCGACAGAAUAAUGGGGGUACGGCGCAGGAGGCGCGGUGGCCGAGCACGACAGACGGUGUCGGCAAGAAUAGUACGGAGCUAUUUGAUCCGUAUUUGUUGUUUUACUCCAAGCUGUAGCCUGAUGCAUAGAUAGGUGAAUAGACGAUCAGGAGAGCUGAAAGAAGCAGAUAUAGAUCAAAAGGGUAUC